This is a messenger RNA of Hippocampus zosterae (dwarf seahorse), 1413 nucleotides long. RefSeq names its product Ras homolog, mTORC1 binding (gene rheb). Gene Ontology annotation, molecular function: GTP binding; GDP binding; GTPase activity. The coding region runs from base 278 to 922 and encodes 214 amino acids. NCBI's taxonomy places the organism in Eukaryota, Metazoa, Chordata, Actinopteri, Syngnathiformes, Syngnathidae. The record is from RefSeq and is a predicted model, not a curated record. Gene Ontology annotation, biological process: small GTPase-mediated signal transduction. Gene Ontology annotation, cellular component: plasma membrane. The transcript has 8 exons.
ACCGUAAUUACUAAUUCAUUACAAUGCGAAGGGGAGUGACGCAGUUCUCGAAAACCGAACGCUUCUUCCACGCUUUCCCGCGUAUGACCUGAAAUUAACUCCGCGAAUCUCUCCCACCCGGGUUGAGGACGACGAAGCUCGGAGGCAAACACCGCCAGCGGUCGCGUGGACUUGGGGCUGUAUGUGCCAGCCGUCGCGUUCCUUGGGAUUCGGGUGCCAUUCCGGUUGGAGGUUGCGGUCGAACCGCUAGGACUCGAUGCGAUAACCAGGGCGAGACAUGCCGCAGCCUAAGUCACGAAAGCUCGCCAUCCUCGGCUACCGAUCCGUAGGGAAGUCCUCUUUGACCAUUCAGUUUGUGGAGGGUCAGUUUGUCGACUCCUAUGAUCCGACAAUAGAAAACACGUUUACUAAAAUGAUCACGAUAAACGGCCAAGAGUAUCAUCUUCAGCUGGUGGACACAGCAGGACAGGAUGAGUACUCCAUCUUCCCUCAGACGUACUCCAUAGACAUAAAUGGCUACAUCCUGGUCUAUUCCGUCACGUCCAAUAAAAGCUUUGAAGUGGUCCAAGUGAUUCACGAAAAACUGCUGGACAUGGUGGGGAAAGUUCAAGUUCCCAUCAUGCUGGUCGGAAACAAGAACGACCUGCACAUGGAGCGAGUAAUCAGCUGCGAAGAAGGGAAAGCAUUAGCCGACUCCUGGAACGCUGCCUUCAUGGAAUCCUCGGCUAAAGAAAACCAGUGCCCACCAUUUGGGAUCGUUGUGAAUCAGGCCGAGAGAAGCCUCCAAAAGCGCAUCAUGAACAGCAGCUGUGUGCCACUGUCUGUGCAGACCGCCGUGGAGGUUUUUCGCAGGAUGAUCCUGGAGGCGGAGAAAAUGGACGGCGGCGCUCAGCCCGGCAAGACGUCUUGCGCCGUCAUGUAGGGGGAGGCCACAACCAACGCAACUCAGCGCGCGCACAUGCACACGCACACAUACACACAGACAAGACAACUGCACUGCACUAGGAUAUCCCGUUUUACUUGAAGGCUAGAUAACGCCACUUCUCCUCCAUCACGCCGGGUCCUGAAUAUCCUCCAUGACUCUGGAAACUUUUGUUUAUCAGAAUUGUCAUCCACGUUUUCCUUUUGGGUGUGCUUGGUGCGGAAGCGUGACGAGUGGCGCUCAUGAAUUUCAUCGCAAACCGUGUCUCCAAACAAGCCCCCGCCCCAAUCAUAUGAUCUUGACAAUAAUAACUCGAGAAAGCGGAUGCGUCUUCUGUCUCAUUUUACUUUCCAUAUAGCAGUAAGUGUCAGCCAAAUAGUCGAAAACAAAACAAACAAAAUAAAAACGUCAUCCAUUUUUUUAAAUUGAAAAUGUUGUACAAAUGUUUUGGAUUGUAAUCAUUAAAACCAAAAGUGGUUCUGUAAAAAGCA